Octodon degus (degu) is the source of this 237-nucleotide messenger RNA. RefSeq names its product zinc finger protein 124-like. NCBI's taxonomy places the organism in Eukaryota, Metazoa, Chordata, Mammalia, Rodentia, Octodontidae. Bases 1 to 237 code for a protein of 78 amino acids. The record is from RefSeq and is a predicted model, not a curated record. The transcript is spliced from 4 exons. Gene Ontology annotation, biological process: regulation of DNA-templated transcription.
AUGAACCUAGUGACGUUCAAGGAUGUGGCUGUGAUCUUUACCAGGGAGGAGUGGGCUUUGCUGGAUCCUUCCCAAAAGAAGCUCUACAGAGAUGUGAUGUGGGAAACCUUUAGGAAUGUGUCUGCUGUAGAAAGAAACCAGGAUGAUCAGAAAAUUGAGGAUGAAUACAAAAGUUGCCGGAGAAAUCUAAGAGUGGCUUUGCAGAAGGGCAUCACAGAGGAGAAACAGUUCGUGUGA